AUGGCAUAUCAUCGUCCGCCGCAAUACGACGGAGAAGCUGAUCCGGUUCGCUUCGAGAAUUGGCUCGCAGAGAUGGAGAAACUUUUAGAGGUCAUUAACUGUCUAGCGCACCUAAAAGUAAAGCUGGCUUCCUUCUACCUAUCUGGUUCAGCAGAGUUAUGGUGGCGUUCUAUCAAGGCCACUAUGACUGAUACCUUUUGGGAUGAUUUCCUUAUAACUCUUCGUCAACAAUUCUAUCCGCCAUCACUCCAACGGAAAAAGGAGAAUGAGUUCUUACAUCUUCGUCAUGGUCUUAUGACCGUGAUUGAGUACAAUUGUAAGUUCAAUGAGCUGUCUCGAUUUGCUUCUGACAUUGUAAGCAAAGAAAGUGUUCGUGCAUCCCGCUUCUUCGAGGGUCUUAGUCUUAAGAUCCAAAAGGGGAUUGGGAAGUAUUCUGACUUCCGAGAUCUCUACGACCGAGUGCUUAAGUAUGAGAGGAUCCUUGACAAGGAGGACAACACCAACAAAAGAAAACUUGGUGGAGGAAACAACAACGGGAACAAGAGGCCAACCAAUUGGGAUCGCAAGAGGGUCAUGUUUCCACUAACUGCCGAGAAGGGAUCCAGUUGGGAGCUAGUAGUAUUGGUAAUUAUGGAGCUCCUAGUUCUUCGGGAAAUGUUCAGAGUAUUGCAGCUAGGAAGACUGUCGAUGAGAUUGUGUAUUGAUUAUAGGGAGAUUAAUAAGAUCACCAUUAAGAACCGUUACCCUUUGCCCGGAAUAGAUGAUUUGUUUGAUCAGCUAAGAGGCGCUCAGGUGUUCUCGAAGAUUGAUUUAAGGUCUGGAUAUCAUCAAUUGAGGAUAGCCAAGGAGGAUAUUUCUAAAACAGCAUUUCGGACUCGAUAUGGACAUUAUGAGUUUUUGGUGAUGCCAUUUGGGUUAACAAAUGCACCUGCAGCAUUUAUGGAUUUGAUGCAGAGGUAUCUUCGUCCUUAUUUGGAUAAAUUCGUGGUUAUUUUUAUCGAUGAUAUUUUGGUAUAUUCAAGGAGUAGGGAAGAACAUGAAGAACACUUGAGAAUGAUUCUAGAGCUUUUGAGAAAAGAGAAAUUGUAUGGGAAGUUUAGUAAGUGUGAGUUU
Messenger RNA from Amaranthus tricolor (Joseph's coat), 1113 nucleotides. RefSeq lists its product as uncharacterized. Lineage: Eukaryota; Viridiplantae; Streptophyta; Magnoliopsida; Caryophyllales; Amaranthaceae. The annotation marks the transcript as partial. The transcript is spliced from 3 exons. The record is from RefSeq and is a predicted model, not a curated record.